This is a messenger RNA of Sinocyclocheilus grahami, 884 nucleotides long. RefSeq lists its product as uncharacterized. The transcript is spliced from 2 exons. NCBI's taxonomy places the organism in Eukaryota, Metazoa, Chordata, Actinopteri, Cypriniformes, Cyprinidae. Bases 1 to 816 code for a protein of 271 amino acids. The record is from RefSeq and is a predicted model, not a curated record.
AUGAACCCAUGGAAUUUGGUAAACAAACACGGCCAGGUCCUUGUCUCUGUGCUGACUGCUGCUGAGGGACAUAGACUGGACGCCAUGGCAGCUGGCCUGAUGAAAUGCUACCGGAAGGCAGGAGAAGCAGCCCCAAAAAGGAUGUAUGUGGACAGAGAUUGCUGCAGUCAGCAUGGCCAGUCUCGGGUGAAGGUCAUGUUUUCGGAGUGGGAUGAGCUUGUAGUGCACCUCGACAUCUGGCACUUUAUACGGCGAUUUGCUGCAGGUGUCAUGACAGAGGCUCAUCCGCUCUAUGGGAUCUUCAUGGCACGUCUGUCCAUGUGCAUCUUUCAGUGGGAUCCAGAGGAUGCGGCUGCUCUUCGCCGUGCAAAGGAGGGUAAGCUGGCAGCAAAGAAGACUGGCCACAUCUCAGAAAGGGUGGUCAGUGCUUGCAUUACCCGGAGGGAGUUGGCACUGCACUGCCGGAGGAGGACCAGGGGUGUGGAUGAGACCACUAGAUUAAUUGGAUCACUGAUUGACCUGCUUGACAGUGCGGAUGGGAAGGACACUCUGGGAUUUCCUCUGCUGGACCACGAAUGGAUCCAGCAGAUAUUGAAAGAACAGCAGAAGCAUGAACCAGUGCCAGUGAUGCGCAUUUUCAUGCCUAUGUCCUUGAGAGCUUGGAAUGAUGACCGGAUGGAAGACGCCAUAAAAGGAGCUUCCUCCAUCUGGUCAUUUGGCAGUGCCAUGAAAGAGGCUGUGGACCAACUUAGCCAAACAGUCUUUGGGAAGCCCUGGGAUGAGUGCUAUCGCCCUCUUGGAGCAUAUUCUGGCUGAGCCGUCCACAUCAUCUGGUGGAGAAGGACAGCAUCUUGCCCCUGCCUCUUCAGUGCUGUCACAGCCAU